AUGCCGGGAGAGGAGAGAAGGGGAGGAGGAGCAAAGGGCGAGCGGUCCCUCGGGGGCCCCGUCGAGGCGAGGCGUCCCCCGGGCGAGAGGGAGAGCGGGCGAGGAGGAGGAGCGGGCGGGUUGCAGAGGCCCCGACGGGCGGUCGCGGCUCCGGCCGUCCUCCAGCCCGCCGGCCGGCCCCUUUCCCCGCUCCGCCGCUCCCGCCCCGUCUGCGGCAGCCCGGCCGGCCUCGGAGCAGCGCGGGUCCGCAGGGCGUGGGCGGCGAUGCCGUUCUGGAAGCGCACGGUGGAGCCCCGCCGCCUGCUCCCCUCGGCGGCGCUGGCCCCCCGCCUGGCCGCCCUGCCGCUGGCUCGGCUGCACGACGUGUGCGGCGCGGCGGCGCUGGCCCUGCUCCGCCAGCUGGCCGACCUGUGCGGCCACUCGGCGGCGCUGCUCGGGGAGCUGGAGGGCCGCCUGCUGCAGCUCGCCCGCCGCGCCCGCCGCCUGCGGGGCCGCCUCCGCCGCGCGCGACGCCUCCUGCGCCCGGGAGCCGCCCGGGAGGAAGCGCCGGCCCCCAGCAGCGGGCAGCAGCGGCGGCCGGAGCCCGGGCGAUGCUGGCUGGCGCUCCGCACAGCCCCGCCGCCGCCGCCGCCGCCGCCGCGCGCCGAGAUGGGCAACUCCCCGCCCGGGAUGCUGGGCAAGGCGCCCCGCAGCAAGAGACCCCCGCGCACCGCCGCCGUCGCCCCCUCCUCCACCUCCUCCUCCUCCGCAGCCCUCGGGCAGCCGGCAACAGCCACCUCUAACGUAGACCUGGAAGUCAAGAAACCUACCCCUCCCAAGCUCUUAUGGCAUCAGCCAGUGAACAUCUUCUUGGCCCGGCCCGUUGGCGUGGAGGAGCUUCACCACGAGGCUGAACUCAACCUCCAGAGUUUGCUCCAAGAAGAGUAUGAGGAACCGUACUCAGACCCCAGGAUCAGCGGCCAGACCUUCCGCUAUGCCAGCCCCCUCUCUGCAGACCGGCCCCUCGACUGUAGCCCCCGGCCCCCACGCUCAAAACGCCUGGAGUUUGUGUUUAUGCCUGCAAACCAGCAAGUAAGGGAGAGCGAGACGACCACACUCGGAGUGAGAGCCCUGGAGCCUUCGUUCAGUCUGCCCGCAACCCCAGACAAGCACACAGCCUGGUCCCGAGCUGGCCCUCUGCCUUCCCUGGAGGAGAAGAGGUUGCACCAGCCCUGUCCGACCCAAGCAAAUAUUGUCCCCAUCAACGUCUCCGGGCAGCCAUUUGCUAGGCACGCCAGCACGCGCCACUCCCUCUUUAACACAGAGACUGCCAUGAAUCCCAAGUCCUUGCUGCGCCGGAGACGGACGGUGAUCGGCUUCCCUCACCUCUCUCUGCGGGACCCAGGAAACAGCAACGGCCCAAUUCUCAACCCUCCCGCAACUAUAGCAGAAUCCGUCUCUUGUAACUUUGUCCCUGACGUGGCCAAUGGGAGGAGCUCAGUCCAUCCAGUUCGAUCCCCACAUCCUCGUCCCCAGCUGAGAAAGACAUUUAGUGACCUUGGAGGAGCUCUACAGGGGAGGUGUUGCCAGAUGCCAGCUGGGCACCCAGAGAAGCAGAGGGUGAUGUAUGCCAGUCCAUCCUGCAACGGCCCUAAGGAGGACUCUGCUUUCUCUCCCGCUUGGAGUGCAGCGUCUUUUGGCUACGUGAGCCCUUCGAUGAGCCACAGCGAGCUGACGGGGGGCAGCACCACCCCCUCGUCUCCCUGCGCCCCAGGGGCGACUCCCGAGUCGGAACGGCCCGCCUCCUUCUUCAUUGGCAAAGACAGUGUGGUUGGAAACAAUGGCUCAGGGUCCUUCUGUGCUUCUCCCAAGUCCCUGGUGGACGCUCAAGGGGGCUCAAGGGGGGAGGCAAGAGAAACCAAGGUGCAUUUGGUCCCCAGUCCUGGCGAAGAGGAGUGCCCACGGGUGGAGAGGGAAAGAAUGUCCUGCAAAUUCCGGGAACGGUCGCUCUCUGUCCCCACGGAUACAGCCUCCCUGUGCUCCGUGGACAUUGGGGGCAGUGAGACCUGCGGCCUGAGCUAUCCCAGCGCCAGCUCUGAGGGCAGCACGAGCACAGACAACGUCUCGUUGGCGGUAGAUCCAGAUGCCCAGACGCGGCAACGGCGGCAGCGCAUGAAGAGCAUCUCUCUCAAGAAGGCCAAAAAGAAGCCCUGCCCGCCAACCCGCAGCGUGUCUUUGAUCAAGGACGGGCAAGUGACCAAAGGAGGAUCCGAUGGUGAGGCGGCGGCCCCGGACCAGAGACCUAAAAGCCUCUGUCUGCUCUCAGAGAUGCAAGUCCAAGAGGACACAAACGGGGAGGUGGAGAACAUGCCGUACACCCCGCAAUGGUACUUGGCGGAGUGGAAUUCGAGUGACCCUUAUUGCUCCCUGUCCGGCUCCAGCACCACUACCGGAACCACCGUGAUCGAUCUCUCCAAGGCACGCGGCAGCUCCGAGUCUCUCCCUUCCCCCUCCAUCUCCCGAGCCACAACACCCUCCCAUCUCUCCACCGAGGUGAACUUGAAAAUCUCAUCCCCAGGGAGGUUCGCGGGGGUGAUGUCCCCCUCCAGCGGCUACUCCAGCCAGUCGGAAACGCCGACCCCAACCAUCCCAGGGUCUACGGUCCUGGGGCACGCCCCACACCACAGUGGGCGGGCCAGGCCUCUCGUGCCAGAGCGGAAGUCGUCGCUGCCACCAGCCUCUCCCAUGGAGCGGAGCCCCAAGUCGCGGAUGUCGUUUGACCUUCCAUUUGCCCCACCAACCCACCUGGAUCUCUCGGGGCUGAAGAUCUCCAAGGGCAAAGCCAAAGUGAGCCGGCACCACUCGGACUGCACGUUUGGCGUGAAGCUCGGUCCAAAGCUGAGCCCCGUGCAGCCGGUGAUGCCCAUGGUCACCCAGCUGGACCUGCAGUCUGUCCGCUUGCGCUCGAUUAGCCGCUCGGAGACCGAGGAUAACCUGGACAGCCCUGAGCCCAUGGAGGAACAUGGCAAGAAAAUCCGACCACCGGUUGCAGAGAAACCUCCGCUUUCCAGGAGACCCCCGAUGCUCUUGCACAAAACCCCUCCGGUUCAGGAGGAGUCCCCUGUGAGCUCCCCAACUUCUCCACUGACACCCCAGGGUCCGAACCCCACGGAGAAUGUUUACAUGGUGGCCAGGAAGCCAGAGCAUCGAUGGGACACCGAGGCCUGGAGCCCCAUUGAGUUGGCCUCAUCCAGCGCAGUGCUCUCCCCCACCCAGGGGUCUUCAGGGACAUUUUUCACUGCCUCUCGGCGUCUCUCCCUGGAGAGCUUGGAGGAAGAGGAGGAGCUGAAGCAGAAGCUGCCCACAGAGAGAACACCUGGGGGGGAGAAUCGGAAAACCAAAGUCCCACCCCCUGUCCCCAAAAAGCCCAGCGUCCUCUACCUGCCACUAGCACCCUCCCCACUCCAUCAGGGUACCCCUCUCAAGGAUCCUAGGCUGGCCACCAGUCCAGUCAUUACAUUGGAUGAGAACUAUGCGUACUCUGAGCUGCCCACUUGCAAGCUGCCAUCUCCUGUGGGCAGCGAGACUAACAUGAGCCCGAUGACUGCAGAAGAGCCUUGGGGAGAGGUUUCAGGGAAUUUUGUGGACUUGAGGACUGAAGAUAAAGGCUUUGUCAGUGACAAAACUGCCACGUCAAUCACUGAGGAGGACGAUGACGUGUUUGUGACUUCCCGGACCACAGAAGAUUUAUUUACUGUCAUUCACAGGUCCAAACGGAAGCUCCUGGGCUGGAAGGAACCCAGCGAUGCCUUUGGGAACCGGAAUUCCCAAGUGUCCUCAAAGAACCCAGGGGGGCCGUUCAGCAACGAUUGCUCUCCGACGGGCAGCAUAAGAACCUCCAGCAGGAACGAAGACUUUAAGGCCCUCCUCCAGAAGAAAGGGGGCAAGGGAGCCUCUGGUACCCGCACAUCCGCAGCCGAACUUCUCAAGACCACCAACCCCCUGGCUCGGAGGGUCAUGACCGAGUUUGCUGUGGAAGGGACGAUCCCAAGCCCGAAGGCCACGCCCUGAUUGUGUUUGAGAAUGCCCCUCCUCUCUGUGCUAUGCCCCAGCCUGUCCCUGGGGAGAUCUGCUUGUCUGACGGUCAGGGUGAGACUGCUUCCGUUGGCGUUUUCAGCAUCUGUGUCGAUAUAUUGGCAGUGGCAAAACUCUUUUCUGGUUUUCACUGGGGGACUUCUGGUUUCAA
Euleptes europaea (tarantolino) is the source of this 4225-nucleotide messenger RNA. RefSeq names its product NHS like 2 (gene NHSL2). The record is from RefSeq and is a predicted model, not a curated record. Bases 1 to 4050 code for a protein of 1349 amino acids. Gene Ontology annotation, biological process: cell differentiation. The transcript has 10 exons. NCBI's taxonomy places the organism in Eukaryota, Metazoa, Chordata, Lepidosauria, Squamata, Sphaerodactylidae.